AACGAUCGCAGCAGAGAAUCAGUUCACUCAGCGACUUUAGCGUGUCGAGAACGCACAGAGAAAUAUAUCGAUUUCGACUUUGGAAAACAGAAACCGAAACCGAAACAUAAACAGGCUCGAAAGAAGCAGGGUUCGAAAUCGCGAAAUCGAAACAAUCCAAACCAAACGACCAAACGAAUUUUUUCCAAGUGACCCCCGAUAAAGUGAAGUGCUUACCGAGAAUCCGAGAAUAGAGAACCGGCAAUCGACGACAGCCCCAGGAUUACGGCUACGAUUUCCACAUUCGGAUACAAGAUGCAUCUGCCAGCGGGUCCAACGAUGGUGGCCAACAACUCACAGGUCCUGGCCGCUGCCGCCGCCGCAGCAGCUGCCGCUGCGGCCGCAGUUGCCCAGGGUCCUGGCCUGCAGCAGAGCAGUAAUGCCGCCAGUGCCACCGCCUCCGCCUCCGCAAUCAAUCCCGCCCAGAGCCUGGCCAACACGAGCACCCACUCGGCCAGCAGCACAGGCAGCUCCACCCCGGAUCUCAGCACGAACAACACCAGCUCGAGCAGCAACGCCACCACCAGUCCGCAGAACUCCGCCAAGAUGCCCAGCUCGAUGACCGACAUGUUCGCCAGCCUGCACGAGAUGCUGCAGGAGUACCACGGCGAGCUGGCCCAGACCGGAUCGCCCUCGAUCCUCUGCAGCGCUCUGCCCAACCACUGGCGGUCGAACAAGUCGCUGCCCGGCGCCUUCAAGGUGAUCGCCCUGGACGAUGUGCCCGAUGGCACCCUCGUGUCCAUCAAGUGCGGCAACGACGAGAACUACUGCGGCGAGCUGAGGAACUGCACCACCACCAUGAAGAACCAGGUGGCCAAGUUCAAUGAUCUGCGCUUUGUGGGCCGAUCGGGACGCGGCAAGUCCUUCACGCUGACCAUCACCAUCGCCACCUAUCCGGUGCAGAUCGCCAGCUACAGCAAGGCCAUCAAGGUGACCGUCGACGGGCCACGGGAGCCAAGAAGUAAGCAAAGCUAUGGCUAUCCCCAUCCCGGCGCGUUUAACCCGUUCAUGCUGAAUCCCGCUUGGCUGGAUGCGGCGUACAUGACCUACGGCUAUGCGGACUACUUCCGCCACCAGGCAGCCGCCCAGGCGGCCCAGGUGCAUCAUCCGGCGCUGGCCAAGUCCUCGGCCUCCUCGGUGUCGCCAAAUCCCAAUCCAUCGGUGGCCACCAGCUCCUCGUCGGCGGUCCAGCCAUCUGAGUAUCCACAUCCGGCGGCAGCAGUGGCUGCGGCGGCGGCGGCGGGACAACCGGCGGCCAUGAUGCCAUCGCCACCGGGCGCGGCGCCUGCGACGCCCUAUGCCAUGCCCCAGUUCCCAUUCAACCAUGUGGCCGCCGCAGCCGCCGCCAAGGCAGCCACGCCACACGCCUUCCAUCCGUAUAACUUUGCCGCGGCAGCGGGCCUGCGAGCCCGCAAUGCUGCACUGCAUCACCAGAGCGAGCCGGUCCACGUCAGCCCCGCCUCCUCCAGGCCAUCCAGCUCCUCGCCCACCCAGCAGCACGUGCUGCUCAAGCUGAACACCUCCAUCGAGACGAGCUCCAUCCACGAGCAGUCCGCCAGCGAUGGCGACUCCGACGACGAGCAGAUCGACGUGGUCAAGUCGGAGUUCGACCUGGACAAGAGCCUGGAUGUGGCGCCCCUUCGCAUGCGCUGCGACCUGAAGGCGCCCUCGGCCAUGAAGCCGCUCUACCACGAGAGCGGUCCUGGAGCGGUCGCCAGUAGCCGCCAGCCGUCGCCGGAAACGACCACCAAGAUCAAGAGCGCCGCCGUGCAGCAGAAGACCGUGUGGCGGCCGUAUUAGGCCACCCAUGGGGCAUCUAUGUUAAGUAGAUCCUGAUCCCCAAAGAUCUGGAGGAGUGAAGAAAACAAAGUGAUAAAACAGCGGCGGCGCAGAGCGGCAAGCGGGCAAAAAUUAUAAUUGUGAUAUAGUGUUAUAAGUUACGACGCCUCCGGCCGGCAAACGGAGCAGCCUCAUCAUCAGUGGGAUAGAAGGAUAGACGGCAGCAGUAGCAGCGAUUAACUGAUCAAGGAUAAUGGAUAGAGGACAAAGAACAAAGGACAAAGCAGCCCCAUCCUGGACAUCAGACUCCGGCGAAGUUUUAUGCUCGGACUCAUAAAAUCGUGCGACGAGUUUGAAUCACAGGCCCUCGAUUUUCACCAGGAUUUUUUACAAAUCCCAGAAGAAAACACGAUAACUCCAAAACUCAACCCAAAAAGAAAAUACCAAGAAAGCAAACUUUAGUUCAAUUUCAUUUCAACACAUAAAACAAAAAAAAAACAAAACAAUUUGUACAUAGCUAACUAGUUGUAACACUCCCAACUUUUUUUUUGAAAACCUAUUUUUUUCAAGGAUAAUAUGCGAAUUUAGCUAUUUUUAAUCAUUAUGUUUAACUAGUCUUGUAAGCGAGAAAUCAAUUUUUUUGUCUAGCCAUAAGUUUUAGCGCGAAAAGAGAUCUAACACAAAAAUCGAAUUUGAAACAAAACCAAAUAAAAAACAAAAAUCA
Messenger RNA from Drosophila erecta, 2542 nucleotides. It is a transcript of the gene run, whose product is annotated as segmentation protein Runt. Gene Ontology annotation, biological process: regulation of DNA-templated transcription. Bases 295 to 1839 code for a protein of 514 amino acids. The record is from RefSeq and is a predicted model, not a curated record. The transcript is spliced from 2 exons. Lineage: Eukaryota; Metazoa; Arthropoda; Insecta; Diptera; Drosophilidae. Gene Ontology annotation, molecular function: ATP binding; RNA polymerase II cis-regulatory region sequence-specific DNA binding; DNA-binding transcription factor activity, RNA polymerase II-specific. Gene Ontology annotation, cellular component: nucleus.